Messenger RNA from Rhododendron vialii, 1251 nucleotides. RefSeq names its product E3 ubiquitin-protein ligase UPL6-like. Gene Ontology annotation, molecular function: ubiquitin protein ligase activity. NCBI's taxonomy places the organism in Eukaryota, Viridiplantae, Streptophyta, Magnoliopsida, Ericales, Ericaceae. Gene Ontology annotation, biological process: protein polyubiquitination; ubiquitin-dependent protein catabolic process. The coding region runs from base 412 to 1017 and encodes 201 amino acids. The transcript is spliced from 8 exons. The record is from RefSeq and is a predicted model, not a curated record.
CUGCCUCUCUCCACUCCUGCAGCCAUGCUCCAUUCACGCUGAAGACUUCCAUCAGUUGCGACGGUGACCCCGACCACAAACCGGCGGCUGUCGCUCCGAUCAGCCCAGAUAGGACACUUCAUCUCAGCCCCCUUCCUCGCCGGCCAGAACUCGCCAGCACCACCACCACACUCUGUGAUUUCUGGUAUUCACCAGGUUUGAUUUGAUUUUUUUCCUUAAUUCUUUCCCAAAUACAAAGGUAGGGUUUUAAUCGAAGACCAUUAGAAUUUUAUAAUCAGUUAGGAUUUACACAAAUUUUGCACUUGUAGGAUUUGGAUUUACAUUUGUCGAGGUAUCGGUUUUCAUUUGGAUAACAUAUUGGGGCUUUUAGGUUGACUGACUCAUUCGGAUAACGAGCUCAAGAAAUUGGAGAUGAAAAAUAUUGUUUCCGUGCGUCAUGGGGACACUCCCCCUGCCCCCAAGCUAUUUCCAUCCCAAAUCUUCUUCUCCACAGGACAACAAACAAUGCUGCCAAUGCUGCCUAGGUAUGCACCUCUUGUUCCUGUACUAUGGAAAUUUAUGAAGCAAUGCCACGAGAAUCAGAAGUGGUCAGCCUUGUCUGGGCAUUUAACAUAUCUGCCGGCAGAUGCACCUGGCUGGCUAUUACCUUUGACAGUUUUCUGCCCUGUAUAUAAGCAUAUGCUUAUGAUAGUUGUUAAUGGGGAGUUCGACGAGCAAGAGAAGCCACUGUCUUUAAAAGAUGUCAAAUGCUUGAUUGUUAUCUUAAGACAGGCCUUAUGGCAGCUCCUGUGGGUGAAUCCUGUUGCUUCCCCAAAUGUAUCCAAGUCUACUGCUAAUGUCUUUUCUCUUAAGAGGCACCCCCUUGAAUUUUUUCAGCAUAGAGUUAGUAUUGUAGCUUCCGAUCUUCUAUCACAGGAGACAAUGAACCACCUGCUCUACCCCAAUCCUGGAUCACUGAUGGUGCAUGAACAUCAUCUCCAGUAUUUUCAUUUCUUGGAACUGUUCUUGCAAAGGUAAGGAGAUGGAGUUGCUUUUUGGCAAUUUACCAAGAUGGAGUUGAAGACUUUUUGGUAGUUAAAUGGAACACUUGUUUUGAGUUCUUUUUGUCAUUGGACACACUAUGGCUAUGGAUGUUUUGUAGUUUCGGUAAUGCUGUUAAGUUUGAAGUGGUUAUUGUUGUAGGAUGAAUGUUUUGAAGGGGUGUAAAGUUGGAUGAUGAAUGUUGACUUAUUGGAUAUUUGAUUUGAAUGA